AUGAAGACUAUUUUGUUAAUGCUUAUGACUUUUUCCUACGUUUUUGCAAACAUUUGUGUUAUGCCAUCGACAUUAACGUUACAAUUAAUAAUCGAGUAUGCUAAAUGGAGAUCGUGGGAUCAGAUAGUACUUUUUGAUAACCUCAGUCCCAAGAAUUGUGUCCUGAGAUAUGCUCGAUCUUUAAUGGCAUGCCUUGCUGAAAGUGGAAUCAGUGUGUCUAUUCAAUCAGCAACUAAUCCAAAUAUACCUGUAGCACUUACCAUAAAACGACAUCGAAUUGGUUCUAUAGUACUUUUGGAUGGAUUCAAUUUUACUACCCCGAAUAACGUAUUACAAGUGGCAUCGCAAAAAUUAUUAUUCAACUAUUACGUUUCUUGGUUUAUGAUUACGGCUAGAAACACAGACACCACCAUCGAUGGUGUUUUGAAGGAUCUCAAUAUAGGUAUUGACAGUGAUGUCGUAGUUGCAACUUCUUUACAUUCACAGGAUGUUAUGAGAGAAUUGACAUUGAAGUAUCGAAACAGAACGUGUUCGAGUCUCCGACAUUAUGGUCAUCCAGUGAACUUUCAAAAUUUAUCAGAACGACGAAAUCCCGAUAGAAUGAUGAAUCUGGAUUACAUAACUCGGGAAAAUCGAACGAUGUGUUAUCAUUUUUUACACGUUUACAAAAUUCGCAACAACGACAAUUCAAGUCUCGUCGUUUAUUCUCUUGGUCCUUGGUGUCCAGGUAUAGUUUUGUUAAAGAAUCCAAUAAGCGUUAAACUGAGAAAGGAUUUCAAAGGUUGGCCAAUCAUAUUUGGCGUUUUAAAUGGUACUAAUGAUGGUCAAACGGACAUUACCAACGAGUUCGAGGUCAAUGAUAUAGCACCACUUCUUGAUUUUGCUAAUUCUGUAAUCCACGAUUUGAAUGCUAGUAUGGAUUUGAUAGCUCAUGAUAAACUCGGUACCCUGACAAAUAAAGUCUGGAGCAAUCUUCUAGGUGACGUUGUAACUGGCAAUGUUGAUGCUGGAUUAGGAUACAUAACCAUCAAUGAUGAAAGAUUGGAAGAUAUGACGUUUAGUCAUCCUCUUAUUCGAUAUAUGAGAAAUGUUUAUUAUCAUCCUUUGGAAACUGGUACCAUGAGAGACAUAUUUCUCCAACCGUUCAAUGAUCGUUUACUUGGUUGCGUAGCAGCCACAUAUUUUCUCAUUUUACUUUCAAUGGGUACUAUCAUUUAUAUAGCUAAAAGAACUUUACAUCCCGAGGAAGAAAAAAAUGUUGGACUUGGUGAAGCAGCACUUUGGUGUAUGAGUAUCAUGUGCAUGCAAGGAUCACCUUGGAUACCAAAAAGUCCGUCAGGAAAAAUUCUCUUACUUUUUAGUCUAAUAUUUGCAUUGGUCACUUACAACGCAUACGCUGGUUUCAUAACAUCUAUAUUAUCCGUACAAGCUAGUGGAAUAAGAUCGAUCACUGAUCUUUUAUUUAAUAAUUUUAAAUUAGGUUACAGUAUCACGGACGACGAAUAUAUUCGGAACGUUAACGACAGUAAUCUUCGUCAACUAUACAUAAAAGCUUUUAACAGUCGUGAAUCUCGUUUGAGUGCGACAACUGGCCUCAUGAAAGCCUCACAGGAACGUUAUGGAUUUUUUGUUAGCGCAACAUUAGCACGUCGUGCUUUGCGUACAACAUUUAUUCAAGAAAGAUGUAGCCUUAAAGAACUUCCUUUGCCUCAGACGUUUGCCCUUGUCGCCUUACCAAUGGCCAAUACUUGUCCGUAUAAAAAAAUUAUCAAUUUAAGUAUUCUACGUAUACAAGAACACGGUGUACUUCGUAGAAUAGCUGAAAGAAUGUUGCCGGAAAUGCCAACGUGCAAAGCACCGACUACUUUUAACAGUGCAAGAUUUGCCGAUGUAUAUUCGGCUUUUUUAAUAUUGAUAGUUGGCCUAAUAACUGCUGUUUCCAUUGGUAUAUUCGAAAGAAUUUGGAAUAAGCGAAAGCAAAUGCAAGAGAGCAUAGUUCGCGGAUUUCGAGAACAUCAUUUUAUUCCUCAUAUGCCUCAUAUACAUUUUCAUUAUCCUCUUCGUCAUCAUCAUCAUCAUCAUCAUCAUCAACUUGAUCAUCAUCAUUCUCCUCCUCCACCCCCUUCUCAUAAUCCUAAUGAUCAUUCUCAUCGUCAACAUCUAAACGACCUUCGUUAUCAAGGUCACCAUCACAAUGACCAUUCCUAUCAACCUUAUUCUAUUAACGAUCAUUCGAAUAAACCAAUCACCACGGCUCCUUAUCUAAUCGAUUAUUCUAAUUUGGCUCAAAAAAAUAGCGAUAAUGUUAUAACAAUUAGAAAGAAAUCUAGCGAAGCAUCAUCUAACUUACCAACAAUUGUGAAGGGUCGUUCGUCUGCAACACGUUCAUCAUCCGUACGUAAACGGUCAGCCAAUGACAUGUCAAAAAAGGUUUCUUGGGUAUCGUUCGUCGGUAUAUCUCAAAAAAAAUCUACAAUACCAAUCGAUAAACAUAAGGUAUCGACUGAAAAUAUUGUUAAAACAGAAAACACCGAGAAAACGGACGAAACAAAAUUGGACGGUCUACCUUUUCGACUCUAA
Molecule: messenger RNA, 2580 nt
Organism: Polistes dominula (European paper wasp)
Lineage: Eukaryota; Metazoa; Arthropoda; Insecta; Hymenoptera; Vespidae
Cellular component (GO): membrane
Molecular function (GO): ligand-gated monoatomic ion channel activity
Source: RefSeq, a predicted model, not a curated record